Lasiosphaeria miniovina is the source of this 3777-nucleotide messenger RNA. RefSeq lists its product as uncharacterized. The transcript has 5 exons. The record is from RefSeq and is a predicted model, not a curated record. Lineage: Eukaryota; Fungi; Ascomycota; Sordariomycetes; Sordariales; Lasiosphaeriaceae. Bases 1 to 3777 code for a protein of 1258 amino acids.
AUGGUGCAAACGUACCAGCCGCACAUGAUGGACGUCAACGAGGACACUCUGCCAGAGCUGCAACCAAUCUUCACCUUCCUAAACAGCCAUACCAACAAGCUGUACCAGGAAGGUUAUUUCCUGAAGUUGGACGACCAAGAUAUCAAGGGGAAGCCGAACCCGGAUCGAACAUGGACCGAGUGCUUCGCGCAGCUAGUCGGCACCGUUCUCUCCCUUUGGGACGCCGCUGAGCUGGACGCCGCUGGAGAAGACGGAGAAGUGCUGCCCAAGUUUAUCAACCUUACAGAUGCAUCGAUUAAAAUGAUUGAAUCGCUUCCGACGCGGACAAACGAUGAGCAGCCUCUGCAGCAUAUCCUCAGUAUCAGCACGGCUGGGCGUAAUCGGUACCUGCUCCAUUUUAACUCGCACCACUCGUUAAUACAGUGGACAGCGGGAAUACGACUGGCUAUGUUCGAGCACCUGACACUUCAGGAAGCAUACACAGGCGCUCUGAUUGCAGGAAAGGGCAAAACCCUCAAUAGCAUCAAUGUCAUCAUGGAGCGCGCCAGAAUCCCGGUCCAGGAAUGGGUCCGCGUAAGGUUCGGAGCCGGUGUGCCCUGGAGAAGAUGCUGGUGUGUCAUCGAGCCCCCAAGCGAGAAAGAGUAUCAGAAGGCCCAGAAGGACUUCAAGAAGCGGUCACCUUAUGACCGCUCUCACGCCCCUAUAUUAAAGGGCCAAAUCAAAUUCUACGACACGAGGAAAGAUGCCGAAAAGAAGAAGAAGCACUCGCGUCCGAUCGCGUCCAUCACCGACUCGUACUCGGCAUAUGCCAUUUACCCGCAGUCGAAGGCCCUCAUUGAUAGCUCGACGCUGCUGAAAAUCGAAGGCAGCAUUACGAUACACUCGGACCCACCUUCGGCUACGGAGGGCUUCGUGUUUAUUAUGCCGGAGACUCAUCCAAUGGUGUCUGGAUUUGAGAUGCUCCUUCGGUUUAUGUUCCCUACCUGGGAUACGUUUGGUCUGUAUGGCCGCCCCGGCCGUCUAGUUGCCAGCGUCCUUGACCCUCGCUCCUUGAUGUUCGGCAUGCCAAAGCACAAGAGAUAUGGUUAUCUUGAGCUUUUGGACGUGAGCGGUUUGAUUUUGACCGAGGGGAGCGCAUCAUGGUCAGAGCAAGAGUGGAGAAAAAAACUGAAAGAGUUGACAGGGCGCCGCAUGACAGCGAUGGAGGAGGGAUCACGGAGUCAGAGCCGGAGCGCAAGCCGCAAUAGCAAACGGCUGAGCUUUGGGACCCCAGCUUCGGCGGUUGGAAAGCCGCGUGUUGGCUUUGCAGAGGACGGCGGCUCUGUCAGAUCCUCCCGGUCCUUGUCUUUGUCCAAGCCAGGUCCCCGAACCGAUUCGGCCCCUCCCGACCCCAGCCGAGAACUGUCUACAAUGGAGGGUCACUCUCGCCACUCGCGCAACAUCUCUGACAGCCAGCUUGCCGAAGUAUUGAUCUCCCACGGCUUGGAAGGCCCUCCAGAAGCCCAGCCGUCCGCACCGCGGGGCUCCGACCGUGCCAAGACAUUUGCCAGCGACUUGGCAUCGACGCCUGAGCGGGUCAGCUCCGAAGAUGAGAGGCCGGUACGAUGCAUGGCAGUUGUCGAUAACCUUGAGGUGCAGCGCAUGCAAACGCCAGAACCUGUCAAUCCGCCCCCUGCAUUUGCGCACAGCGCAGGGGCCCAACCGCAGCAGAAGCCAUACCACUCUCCUGAGAUGCGCAGAGCAAACAGUCGCCUGUCGAGCACAACAUUGUCUCAACUGGCCAAAGCUGGCGGCCUGACCUCGGACAUGUUCUCAGACGAGCCUGAAGAUGGCGCAGAGCAAUCAGACCCGCGCGGUCCAGCGGUACAGCCACAAGCCAGCGCCGACCCCGUUGGAAUGAAUGCUAAUUUCAAUGGAUCUCGUGAAGCUCUGACGCCGCCGACCAACACGUUCCCCCCCCUCAACUCACCGGUCCUUCCUCCGCCGCAUAUGAUGCCCGCCCAACAACGGUCCAACUCCCCGCUUGUAGGCCAUCCAUCAGGUCCAAGCGGCCCGCCGGACGGUUAUUCCCCGUAUCAGCAGAGAGGACCACCCGGUCCUCGCCGCACACCUCCCCCUAACCAAGGCAUGGCGCGCCCGCCGCCUCAUAUGCAGGGGCCGGUCUCGCCCGUCCACAGAAAGCCCCUUCCUCAGAGAACGACAAGUUUGCAACGCCCCACAGACAACCCAGUGUCCCCGAUCUUUCCACAGCCUGUCAGCGGCAUCGGGGGCUUUCCGCAGCAGGGUUUUGCUGGCAACGAACAGGCUCGGUUUCGCCCGUCUGAGAACGCUGCUUUACCACCAAUCCCACCCCGCCACCCUACUCGUCAAAACAGUGAGAGAAGCGCGGCCAGCAGCAAUUACGACGACGCUUCUUCUACGGCGAGUCCUGACUACGCAAGCACACGUCGGUCUACCGACACCCAAGAAUCUGUGGACCGCCCCCGCGCUGGCGUCUUGAAGACGGUGGGAGACGAUUCCGGGCCAUCGGAUGACUCCAAAUCCGACUACAAUAUUCCAGACAUCAAUUUCGGACGUACCAUUAACUAUGGUGCCGCAAAUAUACCCGCGAACAAGGUUCCUGGCCUAACAAAUGCCACUGCUAACGUUGCUCAGUCACAGCAGCCCGGCGUUUUAUCGCCAGGGCGGAAGUCUCCCGGACCUGGACCUGCAUAUUCCCAUUAUCGCCAGGAGUCGGAUGAUACCAUCCGUCGCACUGUCCCAUGGCAGCCUGGCGCCACCAUCGGCUCGGCAUCGACCGAUAACGUUGUUUCACCUGAACAAUUUGUGCAGCAACGCGCAGCCGCUGCCACAGCUCCCUUGUUUUCACAUCAGCGCACCCCGUCGGCCAACACAUUGACCGACUUCAGGUCCGGAACUCCGAGCUCGCCUCCAAAACGACCUGGAAGUCAGUCGCAUUCUCGACACAACUCUGCCGACCUACUCCAGUCUGGGCGUCCCAGCAGCCAAGGUACAAUGGCUGCUCUGUCUAGCGGGGAAGCAUCGUCUUAUUUGUCUGCUCGUGAACAAGAGCAUGUUGCGCGCGUCACGGGAAGCCCGCUGAUUGCUUUCAGCGGGAACAAGGGUCCCGGACAACCGCAAGCAGGUCUUGUUGGUGCGAUUGAAGCCAGGGAGCGCGAGAAAGCCCAGAUGAGGCAAGGUAUUGGCGGCCAAGCAGUGGCGCAGGCUAUUGACCAGAGGCAACGGGAGCAAAACCAACAAGCGCAGCGAGCCGCGCAGGUAGCAUAUGCCCAGCAAGCCCAAUAUGUUGCGCAGCAAGGCUAUGCCGGCCCGCAGAUGCCGAUACCUAUGGGCAUGAUGAGCGGCGGAGCUCCUUCGGUAUACGCGAUGAGCAGUAUGAGCCCACAUGCCACGGGUCCGGGCUCUGUGAUGAUGAACGGCGGCAUGAGCCCAGCGCGGCCGGCUUUUCAGCCAGGACCCGGUUAUGGCUCUCCACAGCAGCGCCCGCAGAUGAUGAGUCCGCAAGGGCCAUACAGCAAUACCCCUCCAGUCGCACAAGCUGGAGGAUGGAGCAAGCCCUAUGUGCAGCAAUCCCGGCCCCCGCCAUUGGCAUCUCCACCGAUUAUGGGUUCGCCGAGUAUGAACAUGAAUGGGCAGCCGCAGGCGGUAGGAUUUCAACCUCCACCACAGGGGCAGUUCACACCCACCGGGAGACCAGGGACGCCAGGGACGCCAGGGACGCCAGGUCGUGUGCAAUUCCAAGGCCAGGCUUUCUAG